Messenger RNA from Arachis ipaensis, 756 nucleotides. The record is from RefSeq and is a predicted model, not a curated record. NCBI's taxonomy places the organism in Eukaryota, Viridiplantae, Streptophyta, Magnoliopsida, Fabales, Fabaceae.
UGACAGUUCUAAAUGCAAUGGUUGUUCCUUUAUUUUACCAUGAAGAAGAGGUAUUUGUGCAUUUUGCAUAUAACAGCAAACUUUAUAUUUCAUUUAUAGGUAAAAGAAAUGAAACAACAGGUGCUGUGAUUACUUGGAAUAGCAAAUCAUCUGAUAAAGGCCCUGAUGGCCAAACAUUGGGAACCUAUGGUUCAGCAACUGUUGGAUUGAUUCUGAUUUUUUCUGUGCCUCCCAGAAUUCAGUGGUUGCAAUGCCUGGUGGAAAUGGAAUGCAAGCAGUGGCACUGAGGGUAAACAGUAAUAGAGCCAUGUUCUAUAAAGUUAAGAUCAAAGGAACACAGGACACUCUCUUAGACAACACAGGAACAGUCAUGUUUGGCAGUGCUAAAUCACUCUAUGAGGUAUCAAUAGCAUUAUUUACUCUUUUCAUUUCCUAGUUUAUUAGUUCACUAUUGACAGAGUUGUUAGAUAUAUUAACAUACUUAGGAAUCCCUCAAUUCUUAAAUAGUUGUUAGAUAUAUUAGGAUUAAAAUGUGGUGAAGACUUUGCUCUUGUAUGGUUGAUCGUCAUUUUCAUGUUUCAUUUCGAACCGGAAAUUCAAAGAUGAUGACUGAACCAUAUUAAUUUGGAUUUUACUCGUGAGGUUAAUGUUCGCAUCUAAUUUGUUUGAUCUGUAUACACAACUAAUACAACUAUCAAAAUCAUGUUAAAGAAAUCACUUGAUUUGCCUUUCAAUAAUACAAGUCCCCUACCUCUU